Pseudopodoces humilis (Tibetan ground-tit) is the source of this 840-nucleotide messenger RNA. The record is from RefSeq and is a predicted model, not a curated record. Lineage: Eukaryota; Metazoa; Chordata; Aves; Passeriformes; Paridae.
AUGGAAGAAAGAGUGAAGCCACACUUCCUUCAAGGCCUUGCUUUUGGGAAUGCUAAUGCAGAAUGUCGAUGUAUCAUCAGUGCCUUGCCAGGAUAUCCAGCAACUGAAGAAAUGAUAGAGGCCUGCAGUAAGAUAAGCACUCCACGUGUUGCAACUGUUACAGUGGAAGAAUUUGAAAAGUUACUUGAAGAACAACGAGAAGGAUUUAAGAAAAUUACAGAUGACCCUAUUUGGGUGGAUCAGUGGCCCUUGGAAGAAGAGAAACUGAGUGCCCUUGAGAAGUUAGUCCAAGAACAGUUGCAGAAAGGCCAUAUUAAGCCAACUACUAGUCCCUGGAAUUCCCCAGUUUUUGUGAUUCAUAAAAAAUCUUCAGGUUCGUGGAGACUGAUUCAUGAUCUCAGAAGAAUCAACAAGGUCAUUGAAGAAAUGGGACCCCUUCAACUCAGACUUCCAUCACUUUUGAUGAUCCCAAGAUAUUGGCCAGUCAUGAUCUUCGACCUCAAGGAUUGUUUUUUUAACAUUCCACUUCAUCUGAAAGAUGCUCCUCCAUUUGCUUUUUCAGUUCCAAGUAUCAACAGAAUGAAACCUCUACAGAGAUAUCACUGGGUGGUGCUACCCCAAGGUCUCCACAGUUCUCCAAAAAUUUUCCAAUGGUUCAUAGCGCGAGCCUUGUCUGCAGUGAAGGAAAAACAUCCAAAGGCAUUGAUCAUUCAUUUUAUGGAUGAUCUGCUCAUCGCAGCUGCAACACAGCAGGAAUUGGAGAAGACUCGCAACAGCAUGUUUGCAGAAAUUCAAAAAGCAGGAUUAGAAAUUUCAAUUUCAAAAAUUCAAGAAAUUUAG